This is a messenger RNA of Syngnathoides biaculeatus (alligator pipefish), 3062 nucleotides long. RefSeq names its product zinc finger protein OZF-like. The record is from RefSeq and is a predicted model, not a curated record. Lineage: Eukaryota; Metazoa; Chordata; Actinopteri; Syngnathiformes; Syngnathidae. Gene Ontology annotation, molecular function: RNA polymerase II cis-regulatory region sequence-specific DNA binding; DNA-binding transcription activator activity, RNA polymerase II-specific. Gene Ontology annotation, cellular component: nucleus. Gene Ontology annotation, biological process: regulation of transcription by RNA polymerase II. The transcript has 2 exons. The coding region runs from base 154 to 1410 and encodes 418 amino acids.
GACCUAAACGUUGUUUGCAAUCCGCCAAUAAUUGGAAGAAGAAGAAGAAGAAGAAGAAGAAAGCGAUCAAAAUUUAGCAUCCGUCUUUUCAGGGUGGACAAUUACCGAGAUUCGAGUGUUUUUUGUGCUCCUUGAAGUGUCUAAAGCGUCAAAAUGUUGAAAGCGAUAAUAAGGGAGCGACUAAUUGCGGCCACAGACGAAAUCUUCGGAUUGUUUGAAAGAACGAUCUUGUCGUAUGAGGAGCAACUUGGUCGAGCAAGAGAAGAGACCGAGCGACACCGACGACAACUCCAAGCCGUUUGCAAGACCCAAGUUGUCAUACCUCUCCAAGAUGUCCAGCAGCUGAUGGGUCAUCAGGAAGAACUUCCCCCUCAGCUGCAGUGGGGGGAUUCGAGUUUAAAGCAAAAGAAUCCACUGCCCCCCUCUGUGAAAGAAGAAGAAGAAGAAGAAGAAGAAGAGGAGGAGGUGGAGGUUGAGGUCAACAAGUUGCCACUGACUGUCAUCUCUGUGAAGUGUGAAUACGAUGAAGUACCUGAAGGGUCUCAGCUUCUUCAUCACAGUCAAAGUGGAGAGCACGGUGGCUACCCACCACCAGACAACCUCUUAGCUCCAUUGUCAGAGAGUGACGACCUGGAAGAACCUUUGAGGUGCGAUGAAGACUGUGAAGGUGACAAACAGUCAAAAUGCUCAGAAGAGGCGACAACUCUUUGCAACCGUGAAAUGUCACAAAGACGUAAAAAACAUGUUGCCUGCUCAGUAUGUGGUAAAGUUGUAGCUAAAAAAAAUGUGCACAGACAUAUGAGAACCCAUAUUGGUGAAAACUCAUUUAGUUGUUCAGUUUGUUUUGAAGGGUUCACAAACAAAUCUGACUUAGUAAAACAUAUGACAACACACACGGGAGGAAAACUCCUGUGUUGCACAGUUUGUGGAAAAAUGUUCCAAAAAAAGUCACACAUGGUCAGACACAUGAGAAUACACACAAGAGGAAAACCGUUUAUUUGCGCAGUUUGUGGAAAAUCAUUCACAUUUAAGUCAGACAUGGACAGACACAUAAGAACACACACAGGAGAAAAACCCUUUAGUUGCCCGACGUGUGGUAAAGCAUUCUCUCAAAGGUCAACCCUUGUGUCACAUAAGUCAAUGCACACAGGAAAAAAACCCUUUACUUGCUUUAUAUGUAGUAAAGCAUUCCGUCUAAGGUACCAAAUGAAAACCCACAUGAGAGUGCACACGGGAGAAGACCCCUACAGUUGCUCAGUUUGUGGUAAACUGUUCACUCGUAAGUCAGAUGUGAUUAUACACUGGAGAAAACACACAGGAGAGAAAUUCUGUAGUUGUUCAGUUUGUGGUAUAAUCUAUACAAAUACAAAAGCCUGGCUGCACACGUGGAGGCAAAACAUAGGAAGAUAAAAGUCUUAUAACAACAUGGCUCUGGACUUGGCUGGAUUGGUUGUAUUAUCCAUCCAUCCAUCCAUCCUUAUCUGAGUCGCUUAUCCUCACAAGGGGCACAAGAGUGCCUGACCCUAUCACAGCUAUCGUCGGGUGGGAGGCAGAGUACACCCUGAACUGGUUGCCAGCCAAUCGCAGGGCACAUACAAGCAACCAUUCACACUCGUAAUCACGCCUACGAGCAAUUUGGAGUCUCCAGUUAAUACAUGUUUUUGCGAUUUGGGAGGAAACUGGAGUGCCCAGAGAAAACCCACGCAUGCAAGAGGAGAACAUGCAAACUCCACACAGGUGGGAUUUGAACCCCAGACCUCAAAACCUUGAGGCAGACACUAACCAGUCUCAUUCUGCCCCCUUAAAAUCUGAGAGUAUAAAUGUUCAUAUUUUUAUCUACUUGCACAUGUGUGACCAGUAAAUUUGCUGAUAUGUGAAAAAUGUAUAGAGUAUUUCAUUUUUUGGUUUGUAAUGAAUUUCUGCUCUACACAUCAACCCAAGGGAGCAUGGUGGUGCAGCUCUAAAGCAUUGGCCUCGCAGUUCUGAGGACUGGGGUUCAAUCCCGGCCCUGCCUGUGUGGAGUUUGCAUGGUCCCCGCAUGCUUGCGAGGGUUUUCUCCGGACACUGGUUUCUUCCCAGAUCCCCAAAAAACAUGCAUUCAUUGGAGACUAAAUUGCCCCUAGCUGUGAUUGUGAGUACGGCUGUUUGUCUCCAUGUGCCCUCCAAUUGGCUGGCAACCAGUUCAGGGUGUACCCUCCCUCUUGCCCGUUGACUACUGGGAUAUCCUCCAGCUCUCCCGCAACCCUUAUGAGGAUAAGAGGCUAAGAAAAUUGAUGGAUGGAUGGACAUCAGCCCAAUUGUCAUUGAUAAUGCACAUAUGAACUGGUUUGACAACCAGUAUUAGCUCCAGAAGAACGGGAAGCUGAGUACCAAAGAAGAAAAAGACAGGCCAAUGUGGUUGAGGGUCUGGGGGUUUAAUGACAAAGGUGUGGCAAAUGUAGAAAAAGAGGUGUCUGCCCUUAGCAAUGCAAAUUGUUACAUCCUUGCUAAAAUGCUUGAUACAUCCGUGUUGUGUGCUGAGAGUAACAGUAACCCCUUUCCUUUGUGGAUCCACUUUUCUCUUUUGCAUGUUGAUCUGGUGGAAACUCAUUUGGGCCACACUCUUUUUCGUGAAACCUAAUAGAUGCCUCACAUUCACAUUUGCUUUUUGAUCAGUGAUUAGCUGUCAAGUCCUUCUUGUGGAUUUUUUUUACCUGCUGUGGUGAAUGGAACAGGGAGUUCUGCCAAAACUCAUUUUCUGAUCACUGGCAAGAUUAGAAGUAUGGGACACACCUGGUGCAUUUCAGGGAUGCAAGUUCAAUGAAGUACACAUUCUGUUCUUGAUCCACACGUGGGGAACACAGAAUUAGAUAAUACUGAUAUUGCUGGAUUAAAGAUUAACUUUACAUUUUUAGUAUUCAAGCUAUUCGGUCAUAUUAACUGAAUAUCUCUUAUUCUUUGUUCUUGUUAGUUUGUUUGUUCUUUGUUCUGAAUGUCGUAACAGGGAGGCACAGACUACCGAGACAAAUUCCUUGUGUUGUUACACAGUUGGCCAAUAAAGCUGAUUCUGAUAUCAUUUGAAA